UUUCGUUCGAUAUUCGAUAUAUGUCAAAAUAGCCCACAUAUUAAACCAAGAAACAUAAAUUAGUGAGAUAUAUUUUUUUUAAAACCCACACAAUUAUGUCAUUGGGAUAUAAUCACAGAAGUUUCAGAACCGCACAGACGAUUUAUUUUUAAAAGAUAAACCGGAUAUGAUUGCCUUCCUCCCAGGGUUCUACUUGACCACGCGAGGGGCCAGUUUGUGUGACGUAGUCACCGGCGGCGAGUUGUCCCAAAUCCUUCCACAUUCAGACGUUUUCUCGAAACUAUGAAGAGAAUGCAGUCUUCAAGGAGUGAGAGUGACUGGCAAGGACUGGUGAGCGAGUUCCUGGUGUGUAAGCGCAAGCUGGAGAGCAAAAAAGAGGCCCUGCUCAUUCUGUCCAAGGAGCUGGACACGUGUCAGCAGGAACGAGACCAGUACCAGCUGAUGGCCAACCAGCUCCGAGAGCGCCAUCAAGGGCUUAAGAACAAGUACAGGGACAUCAUUGACGGCGACCCGUCUUUACUGCCGGAGAAACGCAAUCAGGUGAACCCCGCCCAGCUGCUGCGAGACUCUAAGGAGCGCGCGAGGCAGCUCGGCGAGGAGGUCAAGGAGCUGAAUCAGCGGCUUCUGGAGGCUCAGGGCGACAACAAGCUCCUGCGAAUGACGAUCACUCGACAAAGGCUGGGCGACGACGAGGUUGGCGCGCGCCACUUCGCCGCGCACGAACGUGAAGAUCUGGUCCGACGGCUGGAGAGGGCCGCCCAUCAGAUGGAAGAGAUGGAGCACAACGCAAAGGCCCUGGCGGACGAGCUGCACGACGUGAAGGCGGAGCGCGGCGUGUACCGCGACAAGGCCGAGCGACUCAAUGUGGAGCUCAACCACGUCCUGGGAAACCGGGACUCGCGCAUCGUGGACGUGGAUGCGCUCUGCAUGGAAAACCGUUAUUUGCACGAGCGGUUCAAACAGCUGCAAGCGGAGGUGAACCUGCUGAAAUCCAACAUCAUGAAGUACAAGAAUGCGCUGGAGAGGAGGAAAAACUCCAGUGGUUACCAGAAGGCACACAGCACUCCGAUCAAGGGGGUCCUCUCUGCCGAGCGAGUGGAGGAGAUGCUCCUGGAAGAGCACGGCUGCAGCCUCCCGGCCACGCCGCAGUCCAUUUCGGACCUCAAGUCGCUGGCCACGGCGCUGCUGGAGACCGUCCACGAGAAGAAUCUCGUCAUCCAGCACCAGCGGCACACCAACAGAAUCCUCGGGAACAGAGUUGCCGACUUGGAAAGGAAGCUGAAGACGUUGGAGGUUGCUGGUUUUUGGAGUCUUCCAGGUCUGACCUACCGCGUUUCCGUGGGAAUUGGGAGAACUCGGGACGAGGCGACAUCCAACGAGGGCCACCCGCCGGGGCUUUAUCCGAUGCAGGCGGAGUCUCGGCAGCCCCGUCUCCCCGCAGUGUUAUCACACGACACAAGUUUCCGUGAAUCACUGUGGGAGUGCCACACGGCUAGUAGCGACCUUGGCACAGAUGGCGCGCCACAGCCGGCGGCGGCGGUGCAGACGAACGGGAUUGACGGCAGAGGAGGAGACCCGGCGACCUCGGCGGAGGAACAUGGACAGAGUCCCGUGGAGGAGGCGGGACGGGAGGCCGAAGAGGAAGACCCGGCGGCGACCGUGGAAGAGGGCGAGGAGGCGGCAGUAGCGCUGGACGCCUCGCCCGGCCGGUCGCGACUUUCCUGGCAGGACCGCAACUCAAAGGAUGCACUGGGAUACCGCUUUGAAUUGGACUUGCCGAACAUGUGCCAAGGGGACAUCCGAUUUUGUCAUCACGUGGCGUGAUGUCGUAGUUCAGAUCCUCCGAGAUUAGCUGUGAAAAUAAAUAGCAGUGACGACUCUGCGUAACGUCCGCUAACAACCCGGGCUAAGCUUAGCUCCUCCCCAACAUAGAAAGAUGUUAAAUAUGGAUGUGUCACUUCAAUGUCUUGACACUUUGUUAUUAUCCAGUGCCUUGGCGCCAUCUUGUGGGAUUUUAGGUCGUUCUAGAAAGGUGACAAAAAAAAUGCCCGAAUGGGAGAGUUUUUCAGCAAAUGACAGAGUAAAGUCCCC
Messenger RNA from Phycodurus eques (leafy seadragon), 2091 nucleotides. It is a transcript of the gene ccdc149a, whose product is annotated as coiled-coil domain containing 149a. NCBI's taxonomy places the organism in Eukaryota, Metazoa, Chordata, Actinopteri, Syngnathiformes, Syngnathidae. The transcript has 13 exons. The record is from RefSeq and is a predicted model, not a curated record. Bases 283 to 1824 code for a protein of 513 amino acids.